This is a messenger RNA of Camellia sinensis, 2183 nucleotides long. Its product is annotated as sorting nexin 2B. The record is from RefSeq and is a predicted model, not a curated record. Gene Ontology annotation, molecular function: phosphatidylinositol binding. NCBI's taxonomy places the organism in Eukaryota, Viridiplantae, Streptophyta, Magnoliopsida, Ericales, Theaceae.
CACGAGCACGCGAGUCACGAGUCGGCGCAAGCCGUGUUAUGCCAAAGCCUGAUGCCACAUACUCGCCCCUUUCUUUCCAAUUCUUCAUCUUUCUUCUUCCUUGCAGAGAAGACUACCCCAUCACCCACGGCGUAAGUUGGCUUCGACGCAAAGUCCCCACACCGAUCUAAUAUGCUCCACCCUCCCUUCUCCCAAACCAUGAUUCCCAAACCCCAUUUCCCCCUGUUUUGAUUCUCCCCUUGUUUUUGUUAUACAAAAUUUGAUACACAAUGAUGGGCUAUGAGAACGAAGAAACCCACCUCUACACAUCCCCGGAAGAUAUGGAGAGUCUCGUCCUCGACGACCCAUCCACCACCACCACCGCCGGCGGCGGAGAAUCUCCCCACCACCACCCCCUAUCCCCAUCAUCCCUCCCCCCCGUCGCUGAGAUCGCCACCGAUGAUGAUCCCCCACACUCUUCUCCAUCAUCGCCUUUUCAGCCUCAAAGCCCUAGCUUCGCUUUCAACUCCAUCCUCGAACCCCCUUCCUACGCCGACGCCAUCUUCAGAUCCUUCGACGGAGACCACACCAUCAACGGCGACAUCAACGGCCACGAUAGCUCCGGAGAACAUUCGUCUUCAUCGCCGUUAUCGAGGUCUGACUAUAUAAGGAUCUCCGUCUCCGAUCCCCAGAAAGAGCAAGAGCUCUCGAAUUCGCUUGUUCCUGGUUCCAACACCUACUAUACUUAUCUAAUCACCACGAGAACGAACUUGCCGCACUUCGGUGGAGCUGAAUUCAGCGUCCGGAGGCGAUUCAAAGAGGUCGUGACGUUGUCGGAUCGAUUAUCGGAGUCGUAUCGAGGGUUUUUCAUUCCGAUUAGGCCGGACAAGAGUGUGGUGGAGAGUCAAGUGAUGCAGAAGCAAGAUUUUGUGGAGCAGAGGAGGGAUGCAUUGGAGAAGUACUUGCGAAGACUCGCUGCUCAUCCGGUGAUCAAGCGGAGCGACGAAUUGAGAUUGUUUUUGCAGGUGGAAGGGAAGCUGCCAUUGGUGAGGUCCACUGAUGUGGCGUCGAGGAUGUUAGACGGGGCGGUGAAGCUUCCGCGGCAGCUUUUUGGGGAGUCUGUGGGAAUGGUGGAUCCGAAUGAGGUGGUGCAGCCGGCGAAAGGGGGAAGAGACUUGUUGAGGAUCCUUAAGGAGUUGAAGCAAUCAGUUACUAAUGAUUGGGGCGCGACCAAGCCUCCGAUGGUGGAGGAAGAUAAGGAGUUCUUGGAGAAGAGAGAGAAGUUGCAGGAUUUUGAGCAGCAGCUUAGUAAUGUGUCUCAGCAGGCUGAAUCACUUGUCAAAGCUCAGCAAGACAUUGGAGAGACAAUGGGGGAAUUGGGUUUGGCAUUUGUCAAAUUGACAAAGUUUGAGACAGAAGAAGCUGUGUAUAACUCUCAAAGAGAUAGAGCUUCUGACAUGAAAAAUGUCGCAACUGCCGCUGUGAAAGCUAGCAGAUUAUUUCGAGAAUUAAAUGCACAAACAGUCAAACAUUUGGCUAAGCUCCAUGAAUAUCUCGGUGUGAUGUUAGCUGUCAACAAUGCAUUUACGGACAGAUCAAGUGCUUUGCUGACAGUACAGACACUUUUAUCGGAGCUAUCUGCAUUGCAUUCAAAGAUUGAAAAGCUUGAAGCUGCUGCAUCGAAAAUAUUUGGUGGAGACAGGGCAAGAAUUCGCAAAAUAGAAGAGCUGAAAGCAACUGUUAGAGUCACUGAGGAUGCUAAAAGUUGUGCAGUCAGAGAAUAUGAACGGAUCAAGGACAACAAUAAGAAUGAGUUUGAAAGGCUAGACAAAGAUAUGCACAAUGACUUUUUGAGCAUGCUGAAAGGGUUUGCAGUUAAUCAGGCCGGAUAUGCAGAGAAGAUGGCAAAUGUGUGGGAAAUGGUUGCAGAAGAAACUAGUGGAUAUGCAAAAGAUAGUAGCUAGCUGAUGUCCCCUCUCCCUCCCUAGCUGUGAAUUAUUGUUGUUUCCAGUUUUUCCUGUCAUUUCCAUCCUUUGUAUUUCAUUUAUGUACACUAUAGUUUGAGUUAAGAAACACAACAUAGUUGACUUAGGGAAGCUUUAUCUGUUUGUUUGAGAUAGGUACACAAAUUGUAUAUUUUCAUUAUCUGAUUUUGAACAUUCACAUUCAUAAAGGCUUAAUUGACGACUUUUUCUUUUUUUGCA